GCCCGCUGCCCGUCUCCUGCCACCCGGGACCCUGGCGUGGGCUUCCCCGCGUCCUGGACUCGCGAUGGCCAAGCGCAGCUCGUUGUCCAUCCGCAUCGUGGAGGGGAAGAACCUGCCCGCCAAGGACAUCACCGGCAGCAGCGACCCCUACUGCAUCGUGAAGGUGGACAGCGAAGCCAUCAUCAGGACAGCCACUGUGUGGAAGACCCUGUGCCCCUUCUGGGGUGAGGAGUAUCAGGUGCACCUGCCGCCCACCUUCCAUGCUGUGGCCUUCUACGUGAUGGACGAGGAUGCCCUCAGCCAGGAUGACGUAAUUGGCAAGGUGUGCUUCACGCGGGAGACCCUGGCCUCCCACCCCAAGGGUUUCAGCGGCUGGGCCCACCUGACGGAGGUGGACCCCAACGAGGAGGUGCAAGGCGAGAUCCACCUGCGGCUGGAGGUGGUGCCGGGGCCCCGGGCCCACCGGCUACGGUGCUCUGUGCUGGAGGCCAGGGGCCUCGCCCCCAAGGACAGGAAUGGUGCAUCUGACCCCUUUGUCCGCGUGCGCUACAACGGCCGGACACAGGAGACCUCGAUUGUGAAGAAGUCGUGCUACCCCCGCUGGAACGAGACCUUCGAGUUUGAGCUGGAGGAGGGGGCGGCUGAGACGCUGUGUGUGGAGGCCUGGGACUGGGACCUGGUCAGCCGCAACGACUUCUUGGGCAAAGUGGUGGUCAGCGUGCAGAGGCUGUGGGCAGCCCGGCUGGAGGAGGGCUGGUUCCGCCUGCAGCCCGACCAGGCCAAGCGGCGGCGGCAUGAGGGCAACCUGGGCUCCUUGCAGCUGGAGGUGCGGCUGCGAGACGAGACGGUGCUGCCCUCUAGCUGCUACCAGCCUCUGGUGCAGCUGCUGUGCCAGGAGGUGACGCUGGGCGCCCAGGGCCCCGGGCAGCUGAUCCCCAUCAUCGAGGAGACGACGACUACCGAGUGCCGCCAGGACGUGGCCACCAACCUGCUCAAGCUCUUCCUGGGGCAGGGGCUGGCCAAGGACUUCCUGGACCUGCUGUUCCAGCUGGAGCUGGGCCGCACCAGCGAGGCCAACACCCUGUUUCGAAGCAACUCUCUGGCCUCCAAGUCCAUGGAGUCCUUUCUGAAGGUGGCGGGGAUGCGGUAUCUGCACGGCGUGCUGGGCCCCGUCCUUGACAGGGUGUUUGAAGAGAAGAAGUACGUGGAGCUGGACCCCAGCAGGGUGGAAGUUAGAGACGUAGGGUGCUCCGGGCUGCACCGGGCGCAGACGGAAGCCGAGGUGCUGGAGCAGAGUGCGCAGACGCUGCGCGCCCACCUGGGGGCGCUGCUGAGCGCGCUCUGUCGCUCGGUCCGCGCGUGCCCCGCCGUGGUCCGCGCCACCUUCCGCCAGCUCUUCCUGCGCGUGCGCGAGCGCUUCCCCGGCGCCCAGCACGAGAACGCGCCGUUCGUCGCCGUCACCAGCUUCCUGUGCCUGCGCUUCUUCUCUGCGGCCAUCAUGGCUCCCAAGCUCUUCCACCUGCGGGAGCGGCACGCGGACGCCCGCACCAGCCGCACCCUGCUCCUGCUGGCCAAGGCCGUUCAGAACGUGGGCAACAUGGACACGCUGGCGUCCAGGGCCAAGGAGGCGUGGAUGGAGCCUCUGCAGCCCACGGUGCGCCAGGGCGCGGCGCAGCUCAAGGAGUUCAUCACCAGGCUGGUGGACCUCGAGGAGGAGGAGGAGCUGGACCUGCAGCGGUCUCUCAGCCUGCCGGCGCCGCCCGUGAAGGAGGGGCCGCUCUUCAUCCACAGGGCCAAGGGCAAGGGCCCCCUGGGCUCCUGCUUCAAGAAGCUCCACUUCUCCCUCACCACCGAGGCCCUCAGCUUCGCCAAGACGCCCAGCUCCAAGAAGAGCGCCCUCGUCAAGCUGGCCAACAUCCAGGCGGCCGAGAAGGUGGAGGAGAAGAGCUUCGGCAGCUCCCACGUCAUGCAGGUCAUCUACACGGAUGACGCGGGCCGGCCCCAGACCGCCUACCUGCAGUGCAAGUGUGUGAAUGAGCUGAACCAGUGGCUGUCGGCACUGCGGAAAGUGAGCAUCAACAACCCCGGCCUGCUGGGCUCCUACCACCCCGGCGUCUUCCGCGGGGACAAGUGGAGCUGUUGCCACCAGCGGGACAAGUCAGACGGGGGCUGCGACAGGACGCGGUCGCGGGUGACCCUGCAGGAGUGGAGUGACCCACUGGACCACGACCUGGAGGCCCAGCUCAUCUACCGGCACCUGCUCAGCGUGGAGCCUGCACUACGAACCCCAGCGGCUUCCCACACAUGUGAAACCCGGAGGCGGUGCCCUGGCCGGCUGCCCCUCGGCCUCGUCUCCUGCCACCCUCCUCCCACGGGCCGAGCCUGCCGCAGCCCCCCGUGCCGUCUCGCUGCAUGGUGGCCGUGCCACCCCAGGCCCUUUGCACUUGCCGGAGACGCGCUUGCUCAGCCCUCCCCCGCUUCUGUCCCCAUCAGCUGUUUGCUCAUUUCCUGCUUGUCGCUUGACCGCGCUGAGCUGGUGCCCACUGCUGGAACCCCAGGGCUGCUCACAGGGCCUGGUGUGGCCCAGGCCCUCAGCAGAUGCUGGACAAGCGAAAAGCAGAUGGAGAAGUGUCGGGAACUGAGUCGCCCUGGGGAAGGUAGGUCCCUCAGUCGCCCUGGGGAAGCCCCUGAGGGCUCCCUGGCCCAGCUGCUGCGGAUCCUGCAGGACCUGCGCGAGGCCCAUGGCGCCCUCCUGGCCAGCACCCUGCCCACCGAGCCCAGCCGCCUGCUGGCAGUGCAGACCUGAGGCCUGCCCCGCCGUCCUGCCUGGUGCCGGGACACCGCUGCCGCCGUGCUCUCGGGCCCUCCACCUGGUCCCUGGCGUGCAGGAGCCAGGGACGAGAAGCCCCGGAAGUCAGGAGCUGGCAAGGCGCAGCACGGCUGACCUUGUGGCUCCAGGGGUCUGGGUCAUCCUCACUCCCCUGCGAGGCCUCCUCAGCCUUUGCUGCCCCGGGCCAGGCUCUCCAGGGACACCCCCCUACCCCGCCUUGCCAAGGGCAAGUCCAGCCCAAAGCCACCGAUGGAGGGUCCCCACCCAGGUGGGCUGCUCUCCCAGACCCCGGAGACCAGGCCUCCACCUGAGCGCCCCCUGGUUCCCAGCCCCCAGCCCCAUUCUCCCCUCACUGCCUGGCCCCGUGGUGAGGGUCGCAGUGUUCUGUUGCCGACAGACAAUAAACCUGCCGUGACAGCUGAGGCUCUGGGCUCUUGGGAUGAGGGUCCAGGGAGAGGACCCUGAGGUCGCUGGCCCAAGGACUGUGGCACCCCCUCACUUGGGAUUGGGGAUCCUCUCUCUACCUGGCUGCUGUCCCCACUGUAUUUAUGGGCCCCACCCCUACCCCUCACAGGCCACAGAGCCCCGUGGGCCUUCCCAGCUGCUGUCCGCACCCAAGCCCCUGGCCCCAAGAUGCACGAGCACCCCUCCCCACCGCCAUGCACACGCAGGUGGCACCUGGCCGGGCCAUGUCUGCUCCCGCUGCCAGGGUGGGCUCCAGCUGUGUCCACAGUGACUCAGCGCAAGGCACCACCCCCAGAGCCUUCAGCCCCCACCCCCUCCUCGACCGGCCCCAGCCCAUCCCUGGGCCCCGGGGUUUGUCUGAUGCCCUCGUCACCAGGGGCCCCCACGCUGGUCCCACUGUCUGCCAGGGUGGAGUCCAGUCCAUGGCCCAGCAUCCUGGGAGCUGGCCUGCCUGCCCUUGGUCAGUUCCUCUGGGGCUUUGCCAGCGCCUCCUCCCCCACCAGGCCCUGCCCCCUGCCCACCUGGAGCCCCCACGGCCUCCUGGGGCAGGAUGACGUCACUGGGUCACAGCAGGUGACAGAGGCAGGGUCCCUCACCCCAUGGUGCCCAGGCUACACCCUGAGCCCACCCCGCGAUGACCAGCAGAGGGCCACUGCCUGCUCUACAGUCAGACUGAGUGCAGGGUGGGUGGGGGCUUUGCGCCUCCAUGCGGGGCUCAGCCAGCCUGCUCCCUCACCCCAACAUCCCCUUUCCCCGCCCCACCCCCGCCCCCGGCGCUCACAGCCUUCAGCCUCCCUCCCAGAGCAGCACGGAGAACACAGUGCAUCUAUCCAUCCAUCCACGCCUCACUUGUUAGCCCAUGGCAUCUCUCUUUUUUUUU
This is a messenger RNA of Lepus europaeus (European hare), 4175 nucleotides long. RefSeq names its product RAS p21 protein activator 4B (gene RASA4B). The transcript is spliced from 22 exons. The record is from RefSeq and is a predicted model, not a curated record. Gene Ontology annotation, biological process: regulation of GTPase activity; intracellular signal transduction. NCBI's taxonomy places the organism in Eukaryota, Metazoa, Chordata, Mammalia, Lagomorpha, Leporidae. The coding region runs from base 65 to 2806 and encodes 913 amino acids.